AUGCAAAUUAAUACAUGCUCUACACAUUCCUCAUAUUUGUCAAGAAUUUCUUUCCGUUUAUUCGCGACAUCUGUUGACAAAAAAUUUUUUACACGGGUUUAUAUUAAAUAUUUUAAUGGUAAUGCAAAGAAGGCUUUGCUUGCAUUAAUUCAAUAUUCUCGUAACAGCAAUUCAUACUUUGCUGAUUUACUUAAUAACUCACUGAAGGUACCUGAAACGAGAAAUAGUGAUUUGCUUCGUCUGAUAAUUUCACGAUCUGAAAUUGAUCUUGCGACAAUCUCUGAAGCAUACAUGAAAGGUUAUAAGAAGAAAUUAACUGAUGAAAUUAAUAGAGAAUGUAAUGGUUCAUACCGUGAUUGGUUAAUUGCUAUUAUUAAAGGGAAUAUAUAA
This is a messenger RNA of Loa loa (African eye worm), 390 nucleotides long. RefSeq lists its product as hypothetical. Gene Ontology annotation, molecular function: calcium ion binding; calcium-dependent phospholipid binding. Gene Ontology annotation, cellular component: cytoplasm. Lineage: Eukaryota; Metazoa; Nematoda; Chromadorea; Rhabditida; Onchocercidae. The transcript is spliced from 3 exons. The record is from RefSeq and is a predicted model, not a curated record. Bases 1 to 390 code for a protein of 129 amino acids.